GUCAACGCAACUUGUGAACAAGUACUUUACCAUUGCCAUAACCGCCCAACGCUCUUGGCACUUCCGGGUCAGGCAAGUUGCCCAAGCCGAGGUCUUGAUCGAUGAUCUCCUAACUCUUAUGAUGUGUUUUCAGGCUCCGAAUGACAGAAAAGUGUUACUGUUCAUUCUUGAUAUCUGUAGAAGACCUCAACUCGUGAUCAUCAAUGCCUGGAGAUCCUGAAAUUUGGGAGGUCAGUGAUGAUUCCUCUACAUCAGGAACAGAUACGGAGAACGAUUCACUUCCUACCGUCGAUGGAUCUCGCAGCAACUUCAAUGUAGCUUUUGUGGAAACCAAACCGAAAGGGGUAGUUCUUGACAACGGCAGAGUGGGAGGAUAUCAAGAAGAUCAAUUUAAGAAAUUGAAAACAAAUCUUCGGAACCAUUUUGAUGAUAUAAGUAUUGGUACUUCGUUCUUCCACCAGGGUAUCCUACCAAACGCACCCAAUCCAGGAAUUUCUAUUCACGGUUAUGGUACAAUUGGGUUUCCACUCACUAUGAAAGAAUGAAGGCAGCAAGCAGUUUAGGAUCUGACGAGUCCACUGGAAACACACUUGCUCCAUCUCAUGUAUAUACCAUUCCCGGUAACAAGAUAUCCAUAAGAAGCCCUGUUUGGACAUCAGUGGUUCAAUCGAUAGUAGGGAUAAUCAAAACCGGGCUGGGAUUGGAGAAUAAGAGUGCUCAUGCAGAGUUGUAUUCUCUCGUGUAUCAUUCACCCGGAAGUACCGCAGAGAUGAUCAACUCAGUUCGGAUGCCUUCUAGACACGACUUUGCAACAUUAGACAUCAUUCUACCAUCUGCUAGAGAAAGCGAAAACUUUAUUCUGGAACAGAAUGGGAAGAAAGUCCAAUUCCAGAACAACGGAUGUUCAGAAUGGGACUGCUCCUUUCUUUCGUGGGUUUUCACAGAUGUAUCGAUGAACAGUACAAAAUUAUCUUCAGACCACCGCCUUAUCCUCAGGUAUAAUCUUCAGCAUACCCUACCAGGAGAGACUAGUUCUGCUAAAACUUUAGAAGCUUCAAUAUCCAAUUUACAAAGCAUAUUGGAACCCUGGAUAAGAGACGGCAUGUUAGUUCCCAAAAAUGUAUUGGGAUAUGUGCUUUCAAAAAACUACCAAUCUGGCAUCUCCCUUCAAAAUCUUUGUGGAAAGGAUAUUCUUGUUGUCAAUCAGCUCAAGGAAGUUUGCACCUGCACAGGAAGCAAUUUUGAGCUCUACCUGUCAAGAAUAGAGAAACAAGCCAGUGGCCCAACUGCCUCGUCUGGAUAUGGCUAUUAUGGUUACGGUCAAUCAGGCGACGAAAAUCACGUCAUGGAGGAAGUCGAGGAGGAAUCUUUACAUAUCACCAAGCUUGUGAAUCUCAACGGUGAAGCGCUACGUGCAGAUGCUGCUAGUUUUGAUUAUGAAAACCUCAUAAAUGAUGAUCCUUUCGACGGUGCCUCCACGGAUGAAGAGGACUAUGAUGAUGAUGAUGGAUAUAUGACAAAACAUUAUCGUGCUUCUAUGGUAGUCCUCAUACCUCGAGCUUCUCGAUUCCAGUUCAUAUUAGGCAAACUAGGUAGCUGGGAUAACGACAGAAAUGAAUGUGUUCUCAAAUAUAUGGCAGAUUUGGGGAAUAUCACUUCCGAAUCAUCUUCCGCUGACUGGGAAGAAAUGAAAAAAGUAUGCGAAUUAGUACUUGCGAGAAGCGAAAGCGACCGGCAGAGUAAUGUCCUAUCGGGGUUUUCGUAUAAGGUAUAUCUGUUGGUAAUCAGCUCGAUAAUAGACCUUGAUGACAAAGUUCUUCUUGAACGCACAUUACCAACUUGCUUCUCAGGACCUGAAUAUCAGCCGUUGGUAGCCAAAUUGAGAGAGAAGAAUGGACCGCUAUGGGUGCUGGCUAGAGCCGAGUUAUAUAUCUCUACGGUCCGCAAUUUCGCUAAUCGGUGUGAAACGAUUGAAACCCUAUCUCAAUAUCAAGUGGGACUGGUUGGUCCUUCACUCAAUAUGAAUUAGCAUUAUCUUCAUGUGCGCCAUCUCUAUGUGUUUCCGAUGUGGCACAAUUGAUUAAAGUAGCAAAAGUAUUGCCUGAAAAACGGAUCAUUGAGACUUUCCUCCCAACAAUCAAACUGUGCCUGAAUAAGCAUCAAAUGCUGUGCUCAAUCUUGACGCACAUCUCGAGAAGCCUUUCAUUAAGCGAUCGCACACCACAGUCACUUGACCUUGUUUUUAAAGAAAUAUGGUCAGGUAACAUUAAUAGACUGGAGACGUUGAAUCCCAGGGACUGGCCGGGAGAUAUCUCAUUUGCUGAAGGCCAGGCUGGUUACGAUUCUAGAUACCCACCAGAUAGCGCGUGGCCACAGCGGAAGUAUUGGAAUGUAGCCUUCGUUGUUUGUCGGGCUUACCAGAGAGGGAUGACACUCGAGCUCGAGCUUUUCUUUCGAAAACUUUGCCACCAAGUUCAAUCUGCGCAAUUGGAUUCCUUUAAUGAUAAAUUCAUGCCAUUCCUGAAAGCUCUGGUCGAUUCUAUACGCAAUGUUACCCCGAUCGCAUUCAAAGCACCACUAUUCAAGCAGCUUUUUCAGAGCAUUGUUAGCUCGUAUGCCAUACGUUAUCAUGCAGGUAAACCUGUCAAGCCCCAAGGAUGGACUCGCGACAUUCGAGGAUGCAACUCGAACUGCUCAGACUGCAACUUACUAGAUGAAGCUUUGUUAGACCCUACUAGAAAAAAGUUUGUGUUCUACUUAAACGCACAACGGAGACAGCAUUUGGAAAGUCGAAUUUUCUCAGAUGUCCAGAAUAGGCUCAUAAAGACUUCUGUUGUGAAAGAUCGUAGCCCCCAUGGUUUGGUGAUGGAAAAAACUGGUGAUGUUUUUGCACACAUAUUCCGCAUUUGGUCCCUACUGGCAAAAGAGACGAUGUUACGUAUCGAAAUGUUGGGUGAAGAUGUAAUAGAAAUCUUGUCAGAGGAGCAUGACGAGACGCCAUUGCGUGGUAUGGCAAAAGUUUCCGAUGAUAACAUUCAGCAGGCCAAGAAGGACAUUGCUACAAUCAUAUCUAAACACCGAGCCACCUCAAAACUCCAAGAAUCCUCUUCAUCCAAGACUUUGGCUUCCUCCAGUAGCAAUACGAUUAGUGGCACUGGCAUAGGCGAGAAGAGAGGCUUCUCUUCAGAUGUUUCCGCCACUAGUGAAAAUUCUGUAUCUUAUGAAACACAAGCAAAGCGACUUCCAGCAUGGAAUCAAUGGCGAGAGCCCA
Messenger RNA from Botrytis cinerea B05.10, 3271 nucleotides. RefSeq lists its product as hypothetical. The record is from RefSeq and is a predicted model, not a curated record. NCBI's taxonomy places the organism in Eukaryota, Fungi, Ascomycota, Leotiomycetes, Helotiales, Sclerotiniaceae. The transcript has 7 exons. Bases 542 to 2029 code for a protein of 495 amino acids.